AUGAGUAGCACAGAUGGGCCGAUCUUCGCCAAAUUCUUGUCAAUCCUCGCACUAGGUUCUGUUCCUAGAGAGCUCCGAAAACCACUGGAACUGGCGUCAACCCGCAAGUCCGACGCCACCCUCGAGACUCCCAAGCCCAGGCCCACUUGGAUCAAGCCCUCGAAGGCGACACCGAGCAUCGCCGCGAUGCAGACCCAACUCGAGGUUGGCCGGGCUGCUCGCCACCCCAGAGUCAUCAUAGCCCCUCCUCGUCUCAAUCUUCGAAGAGCAGGCUCAUAUCAACACGAAAAGGGACCCCUCUCAUCAACUUCUUCCCGCUUCAACUUCAACCACCUUUUCUUCUCCCCCACCUUCCCCGAGCCUUCCCGCCCUCGUCCCCCGGCCAAAAAGUCUCCCACGCGGCCCCGACCCAGCCGUGUGCUCAGGAUCCUGGCCUGGCUACUGAGUACCGUUUUUGUCUUCUAUGUCGCUGCGCAUGCCAUCCGGAAACAUGUGGAGCUCGCGGGCGUCAAACUAACCUACUUGGACCGGAAUACCGGCGAGGAUGAAGUGGAGAUGGUGAGCCGCCAGGCCUUGCCAGACUUCCCAACACCCGUCAUAACCGAGGAUAAAUGGGGGCGAUCGAAGUGGACCGUCUCUAUACCGAAGAAGCACCCGUUUCCUCUCUCCGUGAGCGAGUACUCCGAGAUGUCGAGGGCCUGUAAGGACGUUCAAGCCACUGUGCGCAGCCAACGUGAAUGGACCGGCACGAAACAACAACCCUUCUCCACCAUGCACGGCAAAUCAGACUCACACUACGUCGAUGUGCGCGAAGCCGCCAAAUCCGGCCUACUCCCCAACCUCCACAGCGAGCGGGAAGCCGAAUCGGAAGGAAGGCAAACUCCGCAAUUCGGGAGCUUUGUAGGAGUGAACAAGGACUCGUACAUGUCGGAGUGCGAUAAGAGCUUGACAGUGGUUCUAGAGACGGACGAGGCCGGUAUCGGGCAUACCCUCAUGAUGCUAUGGACCUUUUACGGGCUCGCAAAGGAGCAAGGCCGCUCCUUUUUGUCGAGGAUAGCAGAUGGACUCGUGUCCGCCGCCACCGCCAAGGACGUCUUGGUGGACUCUUUGAGCACCCGAAAAGCGAACGGCGCCGCCGCCGCAGACGACGACGACGACUACACCAGGAAGAUCCUGUACGAUUUCGCCCGCCGGGGCUACGAGGCCCUCUUCCACCUGGCCAACGGCGACGUAGAGUACAUUGACGGCCGCGUCCAAUCUCUGACCGCCCAAGCCGCGAAAUCCAAAUUGCCCAUCGCCGGCAUGCACAUCCGUCGAGGCGACUGCCACCCUCUCGAGUUUCCCUACCGCGACUCGUACAUCCCCAACGAAGUGUACGCCGACGCCGCGCGCACCGCCCUGAAGAAGAAGCUCCCCGAGGCCAACACGCUUCCUCUCCUCGUCGUCGCCUCGGACGACCCCAUGGUCCACGGCUCGCCCGAGCUCGUGGGCGCCCACCACGCGCAGGACCGCAUCAAGCUAGCGAGCAAAGAAACCCUCGAUAAAUCCGGCGCCACCGGGUCCCGCGACCGCUCCAUCAUGCACCGGUUCAAGGACGAGACCUUUGGCUGGGAGGGUGGCUUCUUCUCCACCAUGUUUUGGAAUCUCGGCAUGCCCAAGGGCCAGGCUGGCAACCACGAAACGCGCGUAUCGACCGAGACCGUCGCCCUCCGCACUUUUCUCGCCAGAGCCUAUCUCUUGGACCUUUCAGUGCUCGCUCGGGCCGGCGACGCUGUCGUCUGUAGCGUUGGGAGCAUGGGUUGCCGGAUCUUGGGCGUCAUGAUGGGCUGGCGCGAGGUUUCGGACGGUGGUAGGUGGUUGAAUAUUGAUGGUGAGCACAAGUGGAUGGGCUUGACUUGGUGA
Messenger RNA from Parascedosporium putredinis, 1902 nucleotides. The record is from the annotation of a GenBank genome assembly. NCBI's taxonomy places the organism in Eukaryota, Fungi, Ascomycota, Sordariomycetes, Microascales, Microascaceae.